CAAUUCAUAUCCCAUACAAUACAACAAAACUACAUAACAUAACACAACACAACACAAAAUCAAAUUUCUCAGCAUUUCUAUACCAUGAAUCAAACACCCCAUGUCGCUCUUCUACCAAGUCCAGGUAUGGGCCAUCUCAUUCCUUUCAUUGAACUCGCCAAGCAACUCGUCCUCCACCACCACUUCUCUGUCACCAUUCUCAUCCCCUCCGCCGCACCACCCACCCAAGCCCAAAAAACAGUCCUCCAAACCCUCCCCAAAACCAUCCACCACAUCUUCCUCCCACCCGUUCACUUACCCAAUGACAACCUCGAUGCUGCUUUCCAAAUCUUCCUCACAGUCACUCUAUCUCUUUCCUCUCUUAGACAAACAUUAGCUUCAUUAUCAACCACUACCCGUUUGGUUUCUCUCAUCGUCGAUCCAUUCGGCAUCGAUGCCAUCGAUGUAGCUAAGGAAUUCGGCGUUUCGCCCUACUUGUUCUUCCCGUCACCAGUCAUGGCACUGCUAUUUUGCCUACAUUUGCCGAAGCUAGAUGAGACGUUUACGGGAGAUUACAAAGACCUACCUGAACCGGUACAAUUCCCGGGUUGUGUACCAGUUCAAGGUAGAGAUCUCCCAGACCUAGUUGAAGACCGGUCAAGCAACUCCUACAAGGUAUUCCUUGGGAGUUUUAAGCGAUUUGGUUUAGCUGAGGGCAUAAUUGUAAAUAGCUUCGUGGAUAUGGAAGAGGGGGCCAUAAAAGCGUUGCUGGUGGAAGAGCUGGGCAGACCAGCAGUUUAUCCAGUCGGACCGCUUAUCCGAACAGGUUCAAGUGAUGGAUUAGAACAGUCCGAGUGUUUGAAAUGGUUAAAUGAUCAGCCAAGCGGGUCAGUAGUGUUUGUAUCAUUCGGAAGUGGUGGGACUCUCUCUCAUGACCAACUCAAUGAGUUAGCAUUGGGUUUGGAAUUGAGUGGCCAAAGAUUUUUGUGGGUUGUGAGAAACCCUAGUGACAAUUCUAGUGCUGCAUUUUUCAAUGCACAUAACCAAAACGACCCUAUUAGCUUCUUGCCAAAAGGGUUCUUGGAGAGGACACAAGGUCGAGGCCUAGUGGUGCCAUCGUGGGCACCGCAAAUUGAGGUGCUGAGCCACCACGCCACCGGUGGAUUUUUGACCCACUGUGGAUGGAACUCGACUUUGGAGAGUACUGUCCAUGGUGUGCCUCUAAUCGCUUGGCCACUCUUCGCAGAGCAGAAGAUGAACGCAGUGAUGUUAACGGAGGGUCUGAAGGUGGCGUUGAGUCCAAAAAGUCAUGAAUUGGGAUUGGUGGGACGGGAAGAGAUUGCAGAAGUUGUGAAAAGUCUUAUGAAAGGAGAAGAAGGGAAGAAGGUUCGCCAGAGAAUGGAGGGACUCAAGGAUGCUGCUGCGAAGGUCUUGAGUGAAGAAGGGUCUUCUACAAAAUCACUAUCUGAUUUGGCUUUCAAGUGGAAAAAUCAAAACAACAUUUGAAGUCAAAUCAUUUAUCUUAUUUAUUUAAUUUUUUUAAGUUUAGUUAA
Camellia sinensis is the source of this 1532-nucleotide messenger RNA. RefSeq names its product hydroquinone glucosyltransferase. The record is from RefSeq and is a predicted model, not a curated record. Gene Ontology annotation, molecular function: UDP-glycosyltransferase activity. NCBI's taxonomy places the organism in Eukaryota, Viridiplantae, Streptophyta, Magnoliopsida, Ericales, Theaceae.